Messenger RNA from Halichondria panicea, 1290 nucleotides. Its product is annotated as disintegrin and metalloproteinase domain-containing protein 10-like. Gene Ontology annotation, biological process: Notch signaling pathway; membrane protein ectodomain proteolysis. The transcript has 8 exons. The record is from RefSeq and is a predicted model, not a curated record. Gene Ontology annotation, cellular component: plasma membrane. NCBI's taxonomy places the organism in Eukaryota, Metazoa, Porifera, Demospongiae, Suberitida, Halichondriidae. Gene Ontology annotation, molecular function: metalloendopeptidase activity. Bases 76 to 1290 code for a protein of 404 amino acids.
UGUAAUUAUAGAUCUAGAGAUAGCUAGCUAGCUAGCUAUACUAAGAUCGGAUAGACUAAGAGUCUAGUCAUCUACAUGAAGUUAUACAGCCUGUUAUGUGUCGCUCUUCUCCUGAGGAUCGUCCGAGGAGAGGCCCUGAGCAAUUUUAUUCGUCACUACGAGCCUCUCACCUACGAUAGUGAGUCGUUGCUAUGGAACCAUCACAGAAUGAGACGCAGUAUGGUGGGAGAGAGGUCUCUAGAACUACAGUUCACUGCCUUUGGAAGGGACUUCAACCUGCUGUUGAAACCUGAGACCCGUUUCUUUCACAAGAACUUCACCCUAACCAUUGACGGACAGAAAUCAAGCAGUCAAUUGGCCAAAAUCCAUCUGUACAGUGGCGUUGAUCAAAAUGACCCUUCUGUUCGUGUGCAUGGCAACCUGGCUCAUGAGGUGUUUGACGGAACGAUUAUUGCCGAUGAGGAGAUGUACCAUAUUGAACCCUCGCGCAGAUAUCUUCGAGAUGCAAGUCACCACAGUGUCAUUUAUCGGCACUCAGAUCUUGACUUAUCCACUGUUUCCAGGGCAACCUGUGGCUCCUCCCAUGAAGCCUUACGCAGGGAGCUUCUACAAUUGCAAGACUCUGUCAUCCGUAGUGCUGAGUCAGCAAGACUUCAAAAACGCCAGACAACAGGGUUCGAUUCCACUCUGGUUAGAUGUUGGCUGUAUGCGAUUGCUGAUUACAAAUUUGUGACUGCUUUGGAAGCAGCUGGAGACAAUCCACUGAGCGUGAUGUCAACUAUUAUAUUGACGGGAAGCAGAAUAUUUGAGCGUACCGACUUUGACGAUGACGGGUUGGCUGACGGCAUUCAUUUUGGUAUUCUUGGUAUGGAGGUCGAGAACUCUCCUCCUGCUAGUGGCACUUUCUACGAUAACCAGUUUAUUAGCGUACUGGAAUUUCUCACCGAGCACUCGACAGCUGAUUGGUCGCAGUACUGUCUGAGUUAUCGGUUCACUAGUCGUGAUUUUGACAAUGGUGUUGUAGGAUUAGCGUACGUGGCACCACAACCUGGAGUCAAUGCGGCAGGUGGCAUCUGUGAGAACAUUCAGACCUUCCCUGGAGAUGCGAACCAGACCUUCUCUGGAGGUGUGAACCGGACCCUCAAUGCGGGGAUUGUGAGCAUCUUAAACUACAACACUCGCAUCCCUUCUGCCAUAGCCGCGUUCACCUUUGCACACGAGGCAGGACACAACUUCGGCUCAACACAUGACCCCCACCCAAUAUUACCUCUACCCCCACACAUUAUAUGA